CGCACAAGGAAGUGUAUGUACAGGGGAGCAUCAAAGCAAAGGGAUCAAAACAGGUUGGCUGUAAAUAAUCUACAUUAUGUAAGCAAUGUCCUAGGCAUAAAAGACCCAAUACAUAAGCAAAAAAUAUCUCUUAAAGCUAUGGAUGUUGUUCUAUUUGGACCGCCACGAGAAACAGGCACUCGCUGGAAGGAUUAUAUUCUUGUCACUCUUUUAUUAAGUGCUAUAAUAGGUUGUUGGUAUGCCUACCAACAAAAUAAAAAUGCUAAGCGGCACUUGCGUCGCAUGGCACAGGACAUGGAAGGAUUACAACGGGCUGAACAAAGUCUACAGGAAAUGCAAAAGGAAUUGGAGCUAGCUCGUAUGGAGCAGGAAAAUGUUGCAACGGAGAAAAUGGAUCUUGAAAGGCGCCUCAAAGAAGUGCCUUCCCUUAGUUCGUCUAGCUCAGAUCUUGAGGUACAGCAGCUAAAAAAAGAAAUUGAAAUGUUGCGCAAUGAAUUAACACGUGCUGAGUUCGAGCUGGUUGAUAAUUGCUGGGCGCCCCCCCAGCAGUUGCAAUCAUGGUUACAGUACACAUAUGAGCUAGAAAGCAAGAACCAUCAAAAAAAACGCAUUUGUGCUGAGAAACAACUUCAAUCCGCUCGCGAAGCAUGUGAAAAAUUACGUAAAAAGCGAUCAAGCUUGGUUGGCGCUUUUGUUUCAACCCACGGUAAGAGCAUUGAUGACGUUGAUCGCUCUAUUGUCGAAGCUCGUAAUGCUCUUGGAGAAGUAACCAACGAGUUACAGGAACGCCUGCACCGUUGGAAGCAAAUUGAAACGUGCCUAGGCUUAAAUAUUGUCAAUAACAACGGAUUAACAUACUUAGAGAAUGUUCUCUAUAGCCGUAAUGGUGGCAUUACUGGCAGCAUCGGUGGUAUCAAUUCCGCAAAGGGUUCUAGAGCGCGGAUCACAUGCAGCACGGACGACUUAGAUGAUGAUUCAGUACAAGGCUGCAAAUCGGUUGUUGGGAGACAUACAUCAUUCUGGAGAUUUUAAAACUUAAAAACAUAUAUGUAUGUGACUCUGUAUAAAUUUUGAAAAUAUUAAACUUCGUUAACCACCACUAAA
Messenger RNA from Drosophila virilis, 1104 nucleotides. RefSeq names its product stromal interaction molecule (gene Stim). The record is from RefSeq and is a predicted model, not a curated record. Gene Ontology annotation, molecular function: calcium channel regulator activity; calcium ion binding. Gene Ontology annotation, biological process: activation of store-operated calcium channel activity; intracellular calcium ion homeostasis; store-operated calcium entry. Lineage: Eukaryota; Metazoa; Arthropoda; Insecta; Diptera; Drosophilidae. Gene Ontology annotation, cellular component: endoplasmic reticulum; plasma membrane.